GAGCGGAAAAAGAAAUUUGAAAAGGAUGGUGAGAGGUUUUAUUCUUUGUUGGAUCGACACUUACAUCUGUCUUCCAAAAAGAAAGAAUCUCAAUUACAAGAGGCAGACCUGCAGGUGGACAAGGAGAGGCACAUUUUUUUUGAGUCCUCCCUUGAUUAUGUUUAUCAAAUCCAGGAAGUUCAGGAGUCCAAGAAGUUCAAUAUUGUGGAGCCGGUCUUGGCCUUUCUCCAUAGCCUCUUCAUUUCCAACAACUUGACUGUGGAGCUCACACAGGAUUUCCUCCCUUACAAACAAAAGCUCCAGCUAAGUUUGCAGAAUACAAGAAAUCAUUUCUCCAGUACUCGAGAAGAGAUGGAAGAACUUAAGAAAAGGAUGAAAGAUGCUCCCCAGACCUGCAAACUUCCAGGACAGCCAACAAUUGAAGGCUAUCUCUAUACCCAAGAGAAAUGGGCUUUGGGAAUAUCCUGGGUGAAAUACUACUGCCAGUAUGAGAAAGAGACCAAAACACUCACCAUGACGCCAAUGGAGCAGAAGCCAGGUGCUAAGCAGGGGCCCUUGGACUUAACCCUGAAGUACUGCGUGAGAAGGAAGACAGAGUCUAUUGACAAGAGGUUCUGUUUUGAUAUAGAAACUAAUGAAAGGCCAGGAACCAUCACUCUACAGGCCCUUUCAGAAGCUAAUAGAAGGCUAUGGAUGGAGGCCAUGGAUGGGAAAGAGCCAAUCUACCACAGCCCCAUAACAAAACAGGAAGAAAUGGAGCUGAAUGAAGUGGGCUUCAAGUUUGUUAGAAAGUGCAUCAAUGUCAUUGAGACAAAAGGUAAG
Molecule: messenger RNA, 822 nt
Organism: Myotis davidii
Lineage: Eukaryota; Metazoa; Chordata; Mammalia; Chiroptera; Vespertilionidae
Product: oligophrenin-1
Exons: 9
Cellular component (GO): cytoplasm
Molecular function (GO): GTPase activator activity; protein binding
Source: RefSeq, a predicted model, not a curated record